Molecule: messenger RNA, 831 nt
Organism: Fukomys damarensis (Damara mole-rat)
Lineage: Eukaryota; Metazoa; Chordata; Mammalia; Rodentia; Bathyergidae
Gene: Cideb
Product: cell death inducing DFFA like effector b
Exons: 5
Coding region: 157-816 (219 amino acids)
Biological process (GO): regulation of apoptotic process; apoptotic process
Source: RefSeq, a predicted model, not a curated record
CUUUGUCCUUACAGGCCAGGAAGGGGGUCCAGAGUCCGGGUUUGACUCAUCUCCCACCUCUCCAAGGCUGAGAUUCCAGCUCUGCAACAGAAAACACUGCAGCCCCAGUACAGCAGGAGUCACAGAGAGGAAGCUUUCCUACUGCCUCCCUCUGCCAUGGAUUACCUCCCGUUCUUGAAACCUAAAGACCUGCUCAGGUCAGUAUCCAACGUGAGCUCUGAGUUUGGCAGAAGAGUUUGGACCUCAGCUCCACCACCUCAGCGACCCUUCCGCGUCUGUGAUCACAGGCGGACAACCCGGAAAGGCCUGACAGCUGCCAGCCACCAGGAACUGCUAGAUAAGGCACUGGAGACCCUGUCGCUAAGUGGAGUGCCGACACUGGUACUAGAGGAGGAUGGGACUACUGUGGAGAGUGAGGACUUCUUCCAGCUGUUGGAGGAUGACACAUGCCUGAUGGUACUGGAGCCAGGGCAGAGCUGGCACUCCGCCAGGAGUGGGAUGCUGUCAUACGGCCUCGGCCGAGAGAAGCCAAAGCACAGUAAGGACAUUGCCCGCAUCACCUUUGAUGUGUACAAGCAAAAUCCUCGAGACCUCUUCGGCAGCUUAAACAUCAAAGCAACGUUCUACGGGCUCUACUCUAUGAGUUGUGACUUUCAAGGAGUGGGUCCAAAAAAAGUACUCAGGGAGCUCCUCCGUUGGAUCUCCAAGCUGCUGCAAGGCCUUGGCCAUAUACUGCUGGGAAUUUCCUCCACCCUUCACCAUGUAGUGGAGGGGGCUGAGCGUUGGCAACGUCAGGGUCGCCUCCAUUCCUACUGAGGAGGCCUGAGCUUU